Messenger RNA from Meloidogyne enterolobii, 1227 nucleotides. Lineage: Eukaryota; Metazoa; Nematoda; Chromadorea; Rhabditida; Meloidogynidae. The record is from the annotation of a GenBank genome assembly.
AUGGAAAACGUGCAAGGGAAAAUGAGUAAUGUUCAAGAACAAGUUUCAAAUGCUAUGGAACGUAUGGGGGAAGCAGCACAGAGUGUUGGACAAAAAGUUUCUGAUUUCUUUCAAGGAAAUCCUUUUGACACUCCUGUUGGAAGGAAAAUAGAACUUGCAACAGAUGCAACAAGACUUGCUACAGAAAAUUGGGGGUUAAAUAUGGAAAUUUGUGAUUUUAUAAAUUCAACGAAUGAAGGACCUAGAGAUGCUGUUAAAGCUAUUAAAAAGAGACUACAAACACAAAUGGGAAAGAAUAACGCAACUGUAAUGUAUACUUUAACUGUUUUGGAGACUUGUGUUAAAAAUUGUGAUGAGCGUUUUACGACUUUGGUUUGCCAUAAAGAAUUUGUUGCUGAUAUGAUUCGAUUAAUUAGUGUUAAAUAUGAUGCACCCCAAAUUGUGCAGGAACGUGUUUUGGCGCUUGUACAGUCAUGGGCUGAUGCUUUUCGUGACAAUCCUAAUUUUUCUGGUGUUGUUGAAAUGUAUGAUGAGCUAAAAAGUAAGGGAGUGGAAUUUCCUGCAACAAAUUUGGAUUCAAUGGCGCCAAUUAUAACUCCAAAACAGACAGUAUUUGUUCCAUCUUCCCAAACAGCCCCUCCACAACAACAACAAUUCCCUAAUUACCCAAUUUCUUCCUCUACUAAUUCCUCUCAGCCAACACUUCAAUUAUUAGUACAAGAUCAAAUGGCAAAAUUACGUUCAGAAUUGGAUUUAGUUCAUGUUAAUAUGACUGUACUUCGUGAAUUAAUUGCACAAAUGAAACCUGGAAAUAAUGGAAAAGAACCUCCAGAAGAUUUUUAUUUUAUUAAUGAAUUAUAUUCAACAUGUAAAGAAAUGCAAAAACGAGUACUUGAAUUAAUUCCAGUUGUUGCAAAUGAAGAAAAAUAUGAGCGUUGUAUGGCUAAUUUUAAUGCUAAUGGUAUUGACCUUACAAUGGUUGAAAGUGGAAGUAAAAUAAAUAUUAAUAAUGAAGAAAAAUUAAAAGAAAGUGGAGGAGGGGGAAAUGAUUUGAUUGAUUUUGGUGAUGGAAAAGGAAAAAAUGAAAAAAUUGGUAUUGAUGCCGACCAAAUUGAGGGUGUUGGAAUUAGAACAAUUGCUUUUAAUAAACUAGAUGGACAAAUUGGACAGGAAGGAAACAAAAAAGAAGAAGAAAAUGUUAAAAAGCCUGUGGAUGAUGGACUUUAA